AUGGCAGGAAACUUUUUGUCAGGAAUUUCCAUAAUGAACUACAUUUUUGUAGUUUACCUAAAGAUGCGAGAGCUAAGGCAACUGGCCAAGACACCUUCCAAGACAUAUCUUGGACUUGCAACCCCUGAUCAGAUAAAGAAAACAAAGGAGUACAACAGAGAUAAGCUGAUAAUGUCCAUUUGUGAGCUUACCAUUUUUCUUGCCAGAGACCUCUAUUUGAUCAAGCAGAAGGUACUUGAGAGAGUGUACAGCGCCAAAUGCUUUGCGAAUAGCUGGUAUGGAGAUGCAUUGUUUUUAAUGGGAUAUGCUCACCUUCAAAGGCUCUUUGAUCUCCCACUUGAUAUUAUUUCGACAUUCUACGUCGAGGCCAAGCACGGAUUCAACAAAACAACACUUUCAACAUUUAUGAUGGAUUUUCUGAAGAUGUCAAUUGUAAUUACAGUUAUAUUGUUCCCAUUCCUGCAUAUUACCACAGGUAUAAUUAAGAGAUACCACAAAACCUCCUUCUACCUCUACCUGUGGGCUUUCAUGGCCAUCUUCCAGAUAGUUCUUGUUGUUGUGUAUCCUAUUUUUAUCCAACCUCUGUUCAACAAGUUUGAGGAGAUGAAGGAAUCUGAUCUCAGGACGAGGAUUGAGGAGCUGGCAAACAAGGUUGGGUUUUGUGCCAAGAAAAUACUUGUGAUGGAUGCAUCAAAGAGGUCAGGGCACUCCAAUGCCUACUUUAUAGGAAUUACCAAAGAGAAGAGAAUUGUGAUAUACGACACCUUAUUGAAGCAGGUUAAUGAGGAAGAGGUGCUUGCCAUUUUGUGCCAUGAGUUUGGCCAUUGGAAGUACAACCAUGUGGCAAAAAUGGUGUCUGUAGUUCUUCUUAUACAGCUGUUAUAUCUGUAUAUAUUGAACAUUUCGCUGAACUCUAAAUCCCUUGGAAGUCUCGUCCUUGGAGAAGAACUACCAUUACUAAUAAGAUGUGUCUACUUUCUUAUGAUAAUUGGGGCUUUAAGUGUCCCUAUUGACACGAUAAGGAACUUCAUAUCGAGGUACUUUGAGAGGCAGGCAGACAGGUUUGCAGUGUCACUUGGAUAUGGAAAGGAGCUCUCCUCUGGGCUCGUCAAGCUCUUCGAAAAGAAUAGUGGAAACAUGGAGCCGGACCCGCUUUAUUCUGCAGUUGUGCACACUCAUCCCACUCUGAUUGAAAGGAUGAACUUGAUUGAAAGAGAAAUGAAUAAAACCAAGUAA
Encephalitozoon hellem ATCC 50504 is the source of this 1236-nucleotide messenger RNA. Its product is annotated as peptidase M48 domain-containing protein. NCBI's taxonomy places the organism in Eukaryota, Fungi, Microsporidia, Unikaryonidae. The record is from RefSeq and is a predicted model, not a curated record. Gene Ontology annotation, cellular component: endoplasmic reticulum membrane. The transcript has a single exon. Gene Ontology annotation, molecular function: metalloendopeptidase activity. The coding region runs from base 1 to 1236 and encodes 411 amino acids. Gene Ontology annotation, biological process: CAAX-box protein processing.